AUGAUUAUUGUGAAUGGACUGUUUGGAGAAGAGUCUAUACCCAUAUGGAGUAGAGAAGGAUUGGGACAAACCAAGCUGGUGGCCCACUCCCUUACAAGCCGAUACUUGUCUACCUUGAGUAGACCACUGUUCUGGGAGCAUAAAGGUGCCAGGAUAGCAGCAAUGAGCAGAAGAUUAAAGUUGGAAGACAUUCUAAACCUCAAGAAUUCUGGACCACAGCAAUAUACUGUAUAUCAGUUUGUAACAGUAGUCCUCAAUAUAUCAUCCCAAGUACCAAAUAUCUCUGCAGAAAUGUCUCAUAUCAACCAAACUAUAUUUAUAUUUGUUGGAUUCACACAUGGUCUUUGGGCACAUUCCAGUUUACUAUGCAUUGUACUUUAUAUUCUAUGUCUAACUGGAAACUUGUUUAUUAUAACAGCCACCUGGCUGGACAAACGUCUCCAUAUCCCCAUGUAUUUCUUCCUCAGCAGCCUGGCUUUCUUGGAUACUUGUCUUAUAUCAUGCACUGUCCCCAACCUGCUCACUAUACUGGUUUACAACCAAAGGACAAUAUCUUUAUCUGGAUGCAUUGUGCAGCUUUACUUCUAUCUGUCACUUGGAACUAUAGAAAUGUAUCAUUUGGCUGUCAUGUCAGUGGAUCGGUAUGUGGCAAUCUGUCUUCCACUGAGGUACCAUUCAAUCUUCACCAACAGGGUCUGUCUAUGGUUGGUACUAAUAGUUUGGAUAUUUGGAUUUAUUACUUUCAUUUAUCCCAUAAUAUUAAUCCCUGAUUUGUCUUUCUGUGGUCCAUAUGAAAUCAAUCAUUUCUUCUGUGAUAGUUCAGCCUUAGUGAAGAUCAGUUGCUCUGGUGCAAGACAGUUUGAUAUGGUUUGUGCCAUUUUCGCCUCAGCUGUCAUUUUGGGAUCUUUCUCCCUCACCAUAAUUUCUUAUUACAACAUUCUCAUCACCAUACUAAUGAUACCAUCCACCAGUGGCAAAAUCAAAGCUUUCUCCACUUGCACAUCUCACUUCACUGUGGUCACAAUAACUUAUGGCAGUUCUAUCUUUAUUUAUGUACGGCCAGUAGAAAGUUCCUCCCUUGACUAUAAUAAAACUGUUGCACUUCUGAACAGUAUAAUGACUCCAGUACUUAAUCCAUUUAUAUACAGCCUGCGAAAUAAGCAAGUCCAACAAGUCUUCCGAGAUUUGUGGUCAAAGAUUGUUCCCCACAGUAGAUUGUUUUUCUUCCUCUGUCUGAGAGGAAAAUCCUUGCAUCUCUGCUGUGGUGUAAAGAAACAAAGAUGCAGAAGUGCUGCUGAAGGAAGAGUUACUUGGCAAGAGCACAUUGCAUCAGACAAGGAGUAA
Molecule: messenger RNA, 1344 nt
Organism: Pseudophryne corroboree (corroboree frog)
Lineage: Eukaryota; Metazoa; Chordata; Amphibia; Anura; Myobatrachidae
Product: olfactory receptor 6M1-like
Exons: 4
Coding region: 1-1344 (447 amino acids)
Biological process (GO): G protein-coupled receptor signaling pathway
Cellular component (GO): membrane
Molecular function (GO): G protein-coupled receptor activity; olfactory receptor activity
Source: RefSeq, a predicted model, not a curated record